UGAAGCAAAGUGAUGAGAUGGUGAAGAAAGGCCUGCCUAAGAAUAAGACGGAAGCUGAGAGUUUCAUACAAGAGCACCAGAACUGGAAGGCUGAGAUUGAUGCUCGCGGUGAGCGUAUAGAUUCAGUUAAGAGUUUUGGACAGAAUCUUGUUAAGUCCGGACACAGCGAUUCAGCAGAGAUUAAAGAAGCCCUACACAAGCUGAAGGAUGCCAAAACAAAGCUUGCUCAAGCUUGGGAGGACCGAAAGAAAACUCUGGAUCAAGCACUGAAGCUUCAGAUAUUCCUGGGCUAUGCCGACCAGACUGAGAGCUGGAUAAGUAACCGGGAGGCUUUCUUGGUCAAUGAAGAUCUUGGGGGUUCAUUGUCAGAGGUGGAGGCUCUUCAGAGGAAGCAUGCUUUGUUUGAGAACUCUCUAGAAGCUCAGAUGGAGCAGGUGGCAGAGGUUGACAGAUGUGCUCAGCAUCUCAUACAGGCACAGCACUAUGACUCUGACAACAUCAAGAAGAAGAUCAAAGCUAUUCUGCUCAGGAAGGACAAAGUACUGGAAAUGAGCAAAACCAGACGAAAAGCAUUAGAAGAAUCUCUACAGCUGCAGAAAUUCCUGGAAGGAAGCUAUGAGGUUUCCUCAUGGUUGAAUGAGAAAAACUCUGGCUGUUGAUGAGAGCUGGACAGAUCCUAUUAACCUUCAGGCUAAGCUACUAAAGCACCAGAGCUUUAAAGGCAGAGAUACUGGCCAACCGCAACAGAGUGCAGACCAUCAUAAAAGAGGGUGAUAACAUGCUAGCUUCCAGUCAUCCUGCUAAAAGCAAGAUAAAACCACGAAUAAAGGAUGUUGAUGACAGCUGGGACCAGCUUUUAAGCAACUGCAAGGAGAAAAAGUUACGUCUACAGCAAGCAUAUCAGGCGUUGCAGUUCCAGCGCUCCUUGGAUGACAUUGAGGAGUGGCUUGGGUCAGUGGAGGUAGAAGUGGUGAGUAAGGACUACGGUGGUAACCUGGCCUCAGUUAGCAGGCUGCUUAAGGCCCAGCAGGGUCUGGAGGAAAUGGUAGAUGCACAAAUGGAGAAGGUCCAGGGGCUGGUGGACACAGCCAAAGACUUCAGCUCUCAAGGCAACUUCCUUGCAGAAAAUAUACAGCAGAGGGUUUGGGAGGUGGUCAAC
This is a messenger RNA of Sinocyclocheilus rhinocerous, 1159 nucleotides long. RefSeq names its product spectrin alpha chain, erythrocytic 1-like. Lineage: Eukaryota; Metazoa; Chordata; Actinopteri; Cypriniformes; Cyprinidae. The transcript is spliced from 8 exons. Gene Ontology annotation, molecular function: protein binding. The coding region runs from base 18 to 659 and encodes 213 amino acids. The record is from RefSeq and is a predicted model, not a curated record.